CUUGUGUUUGCUUUGUGUGUUUUAAGCUUGCUCAUAGUAAGAGCUUCGUGUAAGAACUAAUACUUUUCCUUUUCUCAGUGUCUUAGAAACUUACAAGUAUGUACUGGAAAUUUUUAUGUUUGUGUCCUGUUCCUGCAUUUCUACAACAAUGAAAUCUGCAUGAACAGUGCAUUUAUCUUCUGUAAAGUCACAGUUCCCCUUGAGACCCCAUCAGCUGUUCAGAAGAUAAAACAGCUUCUUAAAGAUAAGCCUGAGCAUGUAGGCGUGAAAGUGGGUGUUCGCACAAGAGGAUGCAAUGGACUUUCUUACACAUUAGAAUAUACGAAAUCGAAAGGAGACUCUGACGAGGAAGUUGUUCAAGACGGGGUUAGAGUGUUUAUUGAGAAGAAGGCACAGCUGACACUUCUAGGAACUGAAAUGGACUAUGUAGAAGACAAACUGUCCAGUGAAUUUGUCUUCAAUAAUCCAAACAUCAAAGGAACAUGUGGCUGUGGAGAAAGCUUUAACAUCUGAAAUCUGAGGACUACUUCUGUGACUCUGAACACCCCAAAACUCUUACUCUUACUAUUACAGCUUUUGGAAGUGAAUGCAUUUUCUUCAGGUUUGUAGGCUGCGUAAAGUGUGGGUACCAUUAGGAAAAAUAAAGUGAAAUAAUCUUGAAAAUGUAACCUGGGUGUUAAAUUCCACCGCUGAUGUAAUUAUGCUGUAAUUUGUGAUGAGCUGGGAUCCAAAAGGUAAGAACAGUAAGUGCUGAAGUAAUGUCUCUGUACUUUCACAUGCCAAGGAAAUAAAAUCUCACUGUUCU
Egretta garzetta (little egret) is the source of this 805-nucleotide messenger RNA. It is a transcript of the gene ISCA1, whose product is annotated as iron-sulfur cluster assembly 1. Gene Ontology annotation, molecular function: 2 iron, 2 sulfur cluster binding. The coding region runs from base 160 to 513 and encodes 117 amino acids. The transcript has 4 exons. Lineage: Eukaryota; Metazoa; Chordata; Aves; Pelecaniformes; Ardeidae. The record is from RefSeq and is a predicted model, not a curated record. Gene Ontology annotation, cellular component: mitochondrion; cytoplasm. Gene Ontology annotation, biological process: iron-sulfur cluster assembly.